CAGUGGGAGCGUUUACGCCCACCUCUUGAGAAAUGCAAUUGGGAUUUGCCUAGCUCUACAAAAGGAAGUCAUUUGUUCCAGUUUAACAUUAAGUUGUUUUAACUCUAUUAUAAACACCGCAACUAUUACUAAGCUUCCUUCUACGCAUUUGCUUUUGAUGUUCUUAGUUUGAAAGACUUCCUAGCAACUGAUAGUAGUACAAGUCAUGGGUGAUAACGCUCCCCUUCUUGGUCCAGACCAAGAUCCCAGUGAUAUCCGAUAUGAGAACCAGACUUACCACCACAAUGAGGCGCCGCUGGUGAACUCGAAUUUGAAACCGGCCUACCGUCGGACCCAAGCGGCGAUAUCGCGCCUCAUGAACUCGCGCACCAAACACUGGCUCGUUCUGGUCCUCAUCGUCCUCGACGUCGCGGGCAUCCUGAGCGAUAUCUUCAUCGCGCUGAUCACGUGCGAGAUCGGCGUAGAGCACGACGCGUGGGUGGCGCCGACGAGGAACGCGCUGACCGUCUUCUCGCUGAGCUUGAGCUGCGUGUUCCUGGUCGAGCUGCUGCUGGAGUUGGUUGCUGGUGGUUGGCGGUACUUCUCGAGCAAGCUGCACUGCUUCGACGCCUUCGUUAUCGUCGUGGGCUUCGCGGUCGACCUGCUCGAGCAUAACACGGCGGAGGAGAUUGCGUCGCUGAUCGUCAUGUUGAGGCUCUGGCGCUUUGUUAAGAUUGUGGAUGAGUUUUCUGUCGAGGCGUCGGAGCAGACGGAGGAGCUGCGCGGGCGUGUUAGGGAGCUGGAGAUGCGCAAUGCGGCGCUGGAGGCGAGGCUCUCGCUGGUUUAGAUGGUUGGUUGGUUGGUUGGUUGGUUGGUUGGUUGGUUGGUUGGUUGGUUGUAUGCGGUGGCCUAUCGUCUUCAAGUUCGGACGUCGGUGGUGUCAGGGAACUAAGGUUAUAGGUGUGCGCCGGGAACUUUAUUUUUUUCAUUAUGAAUAUUCGAGGGGGGCGAGGGCGCAUUGCCGAGGUUCUAGUCUCGUGGCUUCAAAGUUGUCCGCCAUCCCAUGUUUACCUGUAUGAGAUACCCCUUGUUACUUGUCAAUAUCAAGUCUAUUAUCAAGAUGUUAA
This is a messenger RNA of Daldinia loculata, 1106 nucleotides long. RefSeq lists its product as uncharacterized. Gene Ontology annotation, biological process: proton transmembrane transport. The record is from RefSeq and is a predicted model, not a curated record. NCBI's taxonomy places the organism in Eukaryota, Fungi, Ascomycota, Sordariomycetes, Xylariales, Hypoxylaceae. Bases 206 to 826 code for a protein of 206 amino acids. Gene Ontology annotation, cellular component: plasma membrane. Gene Ontology annotation, molecular function: voltage-gated proton channel activity. The transcript is spliced from 4 exons.